AUGGCUUCCACCAAUGACUCCAUCCUCAUACAAAACUCCCCGGAUCCUCAACAUCCUCUCCUUUCAAUCAAUCUCUCAAAUAUCACCAAAUUAUCCUCCACAAACUAUCUCACAUGGAGCCUUCAAAUCCAAUCUCUUCUUGAAGGUUAUGAUCUUCAUCAUUUUAUUGAUGGCACUCAACCUCCACCACCGCCCAUUGUCACUAUCAAUGAUAUCUCUUCCCCUAAUCCAGCCUCCACAACCUGGAAGCAUCAGGAUCGAAUCAUAUUUAGUGCUCUCCUUGGUGCCAUCGCUAUUUCUCUACAACCACUUAUUGCCCGCACCACCACCUCCCUUGAUACUUGGCAAACCUUAGCUACCACUUAUGCCAAACCGUCUCAUGGUCACAUUAAGCAAUUGAAGAAACAAUUACAACGGUGUCACAAGGGCUCAAAAUCAAUUUCUGAAUAUAUACAAAUGAUAAAGAUUCAUGCCGAUAAACUUGCUCUUCUGGGGAAGCCCGUUGAUGAUGAGGAUCUUAUUGAUCGGGUUCUUGAAGGACUUGGUAAUGAAUACAAAUCCAUCAUUGAUGCAGUCAAAGCCCGAGAUACACCAAUUUCUUUUACUGAACUCCAUGAGAAACUUCUCAACAAAGAAGCUUCUCUUCAAACCACCCAAUCCUCUUCUCUAUUUCUACCAGUAACAGCAACUCCCACAGCUUUUCGGAAUCCAAAUGGGCGUUCACCACCCAAUCUUCCACUCCAUCCAUGUCCUAACAAUGCACGUUCUCCUUCUGCUCAACACCACCCUAAGCCUUAUCUGGGUCGUUGUCAAGCAUGUGGUAUUCAAGGAUAUACUGCCAAAGGGUGCCCGAUGUUUCGGCUUGUUACUACUCAACAAAUUUCCACAUCUCGUCCUCAAGGCUCUCUUGGAUUUUGCCCCUCCACAACUUGGCAACCACGUGCCAAUCAUGCUACUCUCAACAACAACACUACUCCUACUUGGCUGCUAGACAAUGGAGCAUCUCACCAUGUUACAUCUGACUUAAGCAAUCUCUCUCUUCAUAGUCCAUAUCAAGGAUCUGAUGAUGUCAUGAUUGGUGAUGGAUCAGCUCUCCACAUCAUUCAUACUGAUUCUACCACCAUACCCACUUCCUCUUGCUCCUUUACCUUACAAAAUGUCCUUUGUGUUCCCUCCAUGCAAAAGAACUUAAUUUCAAUUUAUCAAUUUUGCACUACUAACAAUGUUUCUGUUGAAUUUUCACCGUCUUCCUUUCAGGUGAAGGAUCUAAACACGGGGGCAAUCCUUUUGAUGGGUGAACCUAAGGAUGGCAUAUAUGAGUGGCCGUCUUCAUUCUCUUCCAUUUCCUCUCCACCGUUGCUUGCCUUUUCCAGUGUCAAGACCACUUCGUCCGAGUGGCACUCUCCACUUGGUCAUCCAUCACUUCCUAUUAUGAAAAAUAUUCUUUCUAAGUUCUUACCAUUGUCUAGUCCAUUAUCCUCCUCCACAAAUUGUAAUGCCUGUUCAUGUAAUAAAAGUCACAAAAUUCCAUUUUCUUCUUCUACUUUAAUCUCAUCUCAUCCUCUUGAACUUCUAUUUUCUGAUGUAUGGACCUCUCCUAUUUCUUCUGUUGAUGGUUUUAAGUACUAUGUUAUUUUUGUUGAUCAUUAUACAUGGUAUAUUUGGUAUUAUCCACUCAAAUGAAAGUCCCAUGUGUAUGAUGUCUUUGUGCACUUCAAAGCAUUAGUUGAAAACCAAUUUAAACAUUAGAUUGUUAACCUCUAUUCGGAUAAUGGUGGUGAAUUUCAAGUCCUUGAUAGUUUUCUCUCCACCAAUGGAAUAUCUCAUCUUACUACACCACCUCAUACACCCGAUCACAAUGGUCUUUCUGAACGCCGUCAUCGCUAUAUUGUUGAAACUGGUCUCUCUCUUCUCACUCAUGCAUCUAUGCCUAUAUCUCGUUGGACUUAUGCCUUUGCCAUUCCGGUAUACCUCAUCAACCGCAUACCCACUCCCACACUACACCUUUCCUCUCCGUUUGAAAAACUCUUUGCGUGCCCACCCAAUUACACCAAACUUCGGGUGUUUGGUUGUUUAUGUUAUCCGUGGCUUUGUCCUUAUUCUCAACACAAGCUUGACUCUCGAUCCACUCCUUGUGUCUUUCUUGGUUACUUUUCCACCCAAAGUGCCUAUAUCUGUCUUGAUCUGUCCACUUCUAAAACGUAUGUUUCUUGUCAUGUCAAAUUUCUUGAAACAAUUUUUCCAUUUAUCCAAAUCCUACCCAGUUCACUUGGCUCACUCCAUAUGCCUCCACCAAGGGACCCUUUGUGUCAACAUCCAUCACAGCAUGUUCCACCGACCAACCCACCCUCCUUACCCAUUGACCAUCGACCCUCUUCCCCACAUCUAGAACCCAGUUUGAUCAAUAGCCACGAAACCACAGUUAAUCUUUUUCCACCAUAUCCACAUACUUCUGGAACUUCAUCUUUUCCUGUUUCAAACACAACUCACCCUACCUCUCAAAAUACCCAUCCCAUGACCACUCGACGGAAAAACAACAUUCAAAAACCCUCUACCAAGUUAAAUCUCACUACUGUCCUUUCUAUACCAUCUGAUAUCGAGCCUCAUAAUGUUAACCAAGCUCUUAAAAAUUCAAAAUGGAGACAAGCUAUGAAUGAUGAGUUUGAUGCUCUUGUUCAGAAUGGAACCUGGGAGCUUGUUCCAUCUCAUUCUCAACAAAACCUUGUUGGAUGUAAGUGGGUUUUUCGUAUUAAACAACUUCCUGAUGGUUCUGUUGACAGGUACAAAGCCCGAUUGGUUGCCAAAGGCUUUCAUUAGCGACUUGGAGUGGAUUAUCAUGACACCUUUAGUCUGGUUGUCAAGCCUACCACCAUACGUCUUGUCCUAAGCCUUGUAGUCAGUAAAGGGUGGUCGUUGCAUCAGUUAGAUGUUAAUAAUGCAUUUCUUCAUGGCCAUUUUUCGAAAGAUGUCUACAUGAUUCAACCUCCAGGAUUUGUUGAUAGCGAUCAUCCAACACAUGUCUGCAAAUUAAAGAAGGCUAUAUAUGGACUUAAGCAAGCCCCACGGGCUUGGUACCUUAAACUUCGUCAGUUCCUCAUUGAAUUUGGGUUCACAAACUCUCAUGCAGACACUUCUCUCUUCAUUCUUCACUCAGGUGACAUUACUAUAUAUUUUCUUGUGUAUGUGGAUGACAUUAUUAUCACAGGUACCAACUCCAAUGUUAUUCAGCACUACAUUGACCUUCUGACACAUAGAUUUUCCAUCAAGGAUCUUGGUUCCUUGUCUUAUUUUCUUGGCAUUGAGGAUCUCACCACUUCAUCUGGUCUGCUGCUCACUCAAAGGCGCUAUAUCACUGAUCUUCUUGCUCGGACAAAAAUGUCAGGUGCAAACCCAGUUGCUACACCACUUGUCCCUGAUGGCACUCUCACCUUUCACUCUGGAACCGCUCUGACUGACUACAAAGAAUAUCGAACACUUGUUGGUAGUCUACAAUAUCUUUGCCUUACUCGUCCAAAUAUAGCCUACGCUAUUAAUAAGCUUUCUCAAUUCAUGCAUUGGCCGACAUCUGACCAUUGGAAUGCUGCAAAAUGCCUACUUCGAUAUCUGUGUGGCACAUUGACUCAUGGCUUAUUUCUUCAUAAGGACAAUCCAAUUUCUCUUCAUGUCUUCUCUGAUGCAGAUUGGAAUGGAAACAAAGAUGACUAUACCUCUACAAGUGCCUAUAUUGUCUCUCGUGGUCGCCAUCCUGUUUCGUGGUCAUCCAAGAAACAACACCUCGCUAGAUCUUCCACCGAAGCUGAGUAUCGAUCCGCUGCUGCUACCACUUCAGAGAUCAAUUGGAUUUGUUCCCUUCUUACAGAGCUUAGUGUCACUAAUCUUACACCGCCUACCAUCUUCUGUGAUAAUGUUGGUGCCACCUAUCUCUGUUCUAAUCCAAUCUUUCAUUCCCGUAUGAAACAUGUGGCCAUUGACUAUCACUUUAUUCGGGCUCAAGUUCAAUCUGGUGCUCUUCGUAUUACUCAUGUUUCUUGCACAGAUCAACUUACAGAUGCUCUUACCAAACCGCUUCCACGACAUCGCUUCCAAGACUUAAGGAUCAAGAUUGGCGUCUCCUCUGGAGCUCCAUCUUGA
Molecule: messenger RNA, 4131 nt
Organism: Ziziphus jujuba (common jujube)
Lineage: Eukaryota; Viridiplantae; Streptophyta; Magnoliopsida; Rosales; Rhamnaceae
Product: retrovirus-related Pol polyprotein from transposon RE1
Biological process (GO): DNA integration
Molecular function (GO): nucleic acid binding
Source: RefSeq, a predicted model, not a curated record